Messenger RNA from Lathyrus sativus (Indian pea), 2085 nucleotides. Lineage: Eukaryota; Viridiplantae; Streptophyta; Magnoliopsida; Fabales; Fabaceae. The record is from the annotation of a GenBank genome assembly.
AUGGAGUCUAGUGAGCAUGAAAGGUUGUCAGUUAGAGAGUUUCAUGCAAAUGGAAGCAGCAUGAGUACCUCAGAAGUUGAGGCCAAGCUUGAUGAAGGAAAUAUUCAAGAGGCAGAAUCUUCGUUGCGAGAAGGGUUGUCACUCAAUUUCGAGGAAGCAAGGGCUCUUCUUGGGAAGUUAGAGUAUCAGAGAGGUAAUGUAGAAGGUGCUCUUCGUGUUUUUGAUGGAAUUGAUCUCCAAGCUGCAAUCCAGCGGUUGCAACCCUCCUUGUCUGAAAAACCACCCGUCAAAAAAGGCCGCCCUCGCACAGAAUCACCUUCUUCAGUCUCUCAACAUGCUGCUAGUUUGGUGCUUGAAGCCAUCUACUUAAAAUCCAAGUCUCAACAAAAACUCAGGAAAUUUGCUGAAGCUGCUAAUGACUGUAAACAGAUUCUUGAUGCCGUUGAGAAGAUAUUUUAUCAGGGUAUACUUGAUUUUCAAGUGGACAACAAAUUGCAAGAGAUAGUCAGCCAUGCAGUAGAGCUCCUUCCAGAGCUUUGGAAACAAGGUGGUUUCUACGAUGAGGCAAUCUCUGCUUAUAGGCGGGCGCUUCUUAGUCAAUGGAACCUUGAUAAUGACUGUUGUUCAAGAAUUCAAAAAUCGUUUGUUGUUUUUCUUCUGUACAGUGGUGUGGAGGCAAGUCCACCCAGUUUAGCAGUUCAGAUUGACGGUUCUUAUGUGCCUAAAAAUAAUCUCGAAGAGGCGAUUCUGCUUUUAAUGAUUCUUAUAAGAAAGUUUUGUUAUGGUAAGAUAAAAUGGGAUCCUUCAAUCAUGGAGCACUUAACUUUUGCAUUUUCUAUAUGUAGCCAAACUUCUCUUUUAGCAAAGCAAUUUGAAGACUUGAUGCCUGGAGUAUACCAUCGUAUUGAUCGUUGGAAUUCUAUAGCUUUAUGUCAUUUUGCAGCCGGACAAAAUGUCAGUGCUUUGAAUCUGCUAAGAAAGUCGUUGCACAAACACGAACGACCAGAUGACCUUACAUCGUUAUUAUUAGCUGCUAAGAUCUGCAGCGAGGAUCCUUAUAUUGCUGGCGAGGGAGUCGGCCAUGCACAGAGAGCAUUCAGUAACGCUCGCGGUCCAAAUGAGCAUUUAAAAGGUGUUGCUCUUCGGAUGUUAGGACUUUGUCUGGGAAAGCAGGCUAAGGUUGCUUCCUCGGACUUCGAGAGGUCUCGGCUUCAGUCCAAAGCCCUGGAGUCAUUGGAGGAGGCAACUAGAUUCGAGAAAAACAAUUCUGAUCUGAUUUUUGAAUUGGCUGUUCAGUAUGCAAAGCAUCGAAAUUUGACUAUGGCUUUGCGUUCCGCGCGGCAUUUCUUCAAUGAAACCGGUGGCUCUGUAAUCAAAGCUUGGAUAUUGCUUGCUCUGAUUUUGUCUGCACAGCAAAGAUUUCCGGAAGCUGAAGUGGUGACAGAUGCUGGUUUAGAUCAGACUGCAAGAUGGGAGCAGGGGUCUCUUCUUAAGCUUAAAGCAAAGCUGAAGAUCUCCCAAUUAAAACCGAUGGAUGCUAUUGAAACUUAUCGCUACCUUCUUGCAUUAGUUCAAGCCCAGAGGAAAUCUUCAGGGUCUUUCCAAAUUAGUUCAAAGGUGGAAGAUGAUAAAGUUAAUGAAUUCGAUAUUUGGCACGGUCUUGCAAAUUUGUAUGCCAGUCUUUCUCAUUGGAAGGAUGCUGAAAUCUGUUUGCAAAAGGCCAGGGAGUUGAAGGAGUACUCUGCAGCAAUUUUGCACACUGAAGGUAUUUUGUUCGAAGGGCGCGGCCAGAAUAUAAAAGCUCUCAAUGCUUCUAUUAAUGCUGUACUAAUUGAACCCAACCACAUUCCCAGCAAAAUCUUAAUGAGUGCGUUGAUUCAGAAAAUGGGUACAAAGGCGUUGCCUGCUGCAAGAAGCAUGCUGUCUGAUGCGCUUAGAAUAGAACCAACCAACCGGAUGGCUUGGUAUUACUUGGGAGUGGUUCACAAGCACGAUGGCCGAAUCGGUGAUGCUGCGGACUGCUUCCAGGCAGCUUCCAUGCUGGAAGAGUUAGAUCCCAUUGAAAGUUUCAGCACCCUUUUUUGA